GGAGGAGAGAAGACACACACACCGCCUCCACCAUCACACAAUUAUGGGUUCCUCUCUUCUCAUCCUCUUCUUCUCUCUGGUUCUUCUUCACCUACCUUUUGCUUGCAAUGCAAAUCUCCAUAAAACAAAUCGUUUCAGAUCAGAGCUCCUUUCUCAGUCCUAUCCGAAAGUUGCCCCCGUCACUCGUUUCUUCGAAGUAACAAAACCCAUUGAACCACCCAAAACAAAACCCUGUUCUUACCUCAUCCUUCAACAUGAUUUCGGCUACACAUAUGCUAAGCCGCCUGUUCUCGCUGAAUACAAGCCCCCAUCGGAUUGCCCAUCUCAGGAUUUCUCCAAAAUCGUCUUCGAAUGGAAAGCAACCUGUGAAGGGAGACAAUUCGAUCGCAUUUUUGGUGUUUGGUUGGGCGGUGUUGAGAUCUUCCGCAGUUGCACUGCAGAGCCUAGACCCACCGGGAUCGUCUGGACUGUCAAGAAGGACAUUACGAGGUACUCUUCAUUGCUUAAGAAUCCUCAAACAGUUGCUGUUUAUCUGGGUAACCUUGUUGAUAAAACCUACACUGGAAUCUACCAUGUCAAUGUAACAUUCCAUUUCUAUCCUGCGGAAGUACCCCAAAAUCCCAAUAAGCGAAAUUCUGCGAAUUCCGUUUCUGGGUUUAAUUCUCCUGCCGAUUUGGUGCUACCCAUCUCGCGAGAUCUUCCUCUGAAUGAUGGAUUGUGGUUUUUGAUUGAGAAUUCGACGGAUGUCCAGAAGAAGAAGUUCAUGAUUCCUCGAAAUGCCUAUCGAGCUGUUUUGGAGGUGUAUGUUUCGUUCCAUUCGAAUGAUGAAUUUUGGUAUACUAAUCCUCCCAAUGACUAUAUUGAAGCAAACAAUCUAACAAAUGUGGCUGGAAAUGGCCCUUUUAGGGAGGUUGUAGUUACUCUCAAUGAAGGGGUUGUUGGUGCUGUCUGGCCUUUCACAGUGAUCUAUACUGGAGGAAUCAAUCCUCUCCUUUGGAGGCCCAUCACUGGGAUAGGCUCUUUCAACCUCCCUUCAUAUGACAUUGAAAUUACGCCAUUCCUCGGUAAGAUUUUGGAUGGGGAUCACCACAACUUUGGGUUUAGUGUAACAAAUGCUCUCGAUGUAUGGUUUAUAGAUGCAAAUUUGCAUCUCUGGUUGGAUAGUAAGAGCGAGAGAACUGAGGGCAAUCUCAUUAAACACAAAAGCCCUCGUCCUCUAGUCUCUCUGGUUUCACAAUUUAAUGGUCUCAAUGGAUCUUUUCUUAUCAGUGCGAGUAGGUCUAUUCUGACAUCAGGAUGGGUGAAAUCCUCCCAUGGGAAGAUCACAACUUAUUCGAUUCAAGAUUUUAGUUUCAGGAACUCAAUGGAGAUGAAAGAGAAUUUCAAUGUGCAGAUUGUGAAUCAAACAAUUGAAGCCAACAGCAGUGUUUAUGCGAAGCUCCCUUCUUCUUUAAUGUAUUCUAUGGAAUCAAUGCAGAGGUUUAAUAUUUAUUUGUAUUCAGGCAACGUGGAACAAGGGAAUGACAGUUAUGCUUCAGUUGCAAACCUCUCAUUGGGAUUUAAUGAAGAUAGAUUUUCUGGUACCAGAUUUAAUUUCUCUACCAGUUCGCUCAGAAACUUGCAGACCGGACAGAGUAAUAUGAUUGUGAAGGGAAACUUGGUAGUUAGUGGUUUAGGAACUACUCAGCAAGCAUAUGCAUUUGAUAGUAAUGAAGAUUGCUACCUCAGGAAUGUGAGCAGUAAAAACUACACUGUUCUUUAUGAUGAAAAAAGAGACAUUUGCGACAGAAAAUCUUCGCCUGGCUUAAGCUUUAAGUUGAGUAGAUGGUGGCCUUUUUCUGCUAGGAGGGAAUUUCUAACAUCUAAAUCACAUGGUCAAAGGGGGCUGUUAGGUUCAGCUGAUGUUCUGCUUGCUCAAUAAGUUAUGAAUUUCUGACUCCAUAUCUUAAAGGGGUUUUGGGCAGUGACUGCAUAAUAAUAAGUAUCUAAGAGUGAUAAUCAGGAAUAAUUACUUUCCUUGGAUAUAUGUAGUUUAGUCUCAUGUAUUUGCUUUAAACUCGCUUGUUUAGUUUUUAAUGGCAGUGAUGAUUAUUUGUUUCUUUUAGUCCAUCAUUGUACCCCAAGUUUUUGAAAUUUCUGCUAAACAUUACUAUGGUACAUUGUUCUCUAUAUUUGCCAUGUUCUAAUAUACUGGACCUAAAACUUCAGUUUA
Telopea speciosissima is the source of this 2212-nucleotide messenger RNA. Its product is annotated as peptide-N4-(N-acetyl-beta-glucosaminyl)asparagine amidase A. Bases 44 to 1921 code for a protein of 625 amino acids. NCBI's taxonomy places the organism in Eukaryota, Viridiplantae, Streptophyta, Magnoliopsida, Proteales, Proteaceae. Gene Ontology annotation, cellular component: vacuole. The transcript has a single exon. The record is from RefSeq and is a predicted model, not a curated record.